AUGGAGCGUGGGGCAGCCCCAGGCCCCAGGCCAGGGGCCCCAUCUCGGGCCAUCAAGAAUGUUCUACCACUGACUGAGGAUUGGCUGCCAGAAGCCUCUGGGGGUGCCCCAGCCUGGGCUACUAGUCUUAAGACAGAGCUACCCUCAGAUCUAGAACUGAGUGAGGAGCUGCGGCUGCAGAUUUCCAAGGAGCUGGUUGACCUGCAAGUCACAACCCAUCGUCUGAGGGAGCAGUACGAGGCUGAAAUCUUUGAGCUGAAGAGUGAGGUGCUGCGGCUGGAGAGCCGAGUGCUGGAGCUGGAGCUGCAUGGAGACCAUGCAGCCCCAGCAAAGACUGAUCCCAGGCAUCUCCAGGCAUUUGCACAGGAGCUUGAGCAAAAGGCCAGGGGUCAGGGACACUGCAACUAUCGCAUCCUUCAGGCACAGCCCAAGGACUCCCGGAUUCCUGAGAACGAGCUGCAGAAGUUGGGAAAUGGCCUACAGGGAGAAGUGAAGUGGGUGCUGGAGCAGCACAGGGCCCAGCAGCAAGCACUGCAGAUGCACAUGGCAGCCCUUGGCCAGCAGCUGCAGGGAGCCCAAAAAGAGGCCAGGAAAGCUGGGCAGCAACUGGCUGCACAAGCCAUGGUGUUGUCCACCUGCCAGGGCCAGCUCCGCCAGGCUGAAGCCGAGAAUGCCAAGCUGCAGCUGCAACUCAAAAAGCUGAAUGAGGAGUACACCAUCCGGCUGCAGCGCUGCGCCCGAGCCCUGGUGGAGUAUGCAGAUGGUGCAAGCCAGGCACCUACAGCAGUAGCCCUUCGGACAUUCCUGGAGACCACUCUGGAGGACAUCCGAGCAGCACACCACAGCCGUGAGCAACAGUUGGCCCGAGCUGCUCGUGUCUACCGCAAACGCCUGGCAGAUCUGAGCCAAAGGCAUCAGGAACUGUUAGGUGCCUACAGUGUGCAGCAGGUGCUGGUGGACCCCAAUGGGGCUCCUGGGAUCCCCAAGGCUACCUCUGAUGCAGUCAUCUCGGACCUGGAGCCACUGCCUCUGCACCUGGUCACGGAGCUUGGCCACCUUAAGGAGGACCAGACAAAGCUGAAGACACAGCUCCAGAAGCUCCAAGUCCAGAAGAGACCUGAUGAAGCCUCCCAGGGGAGCACAUCAGAGCCACGGAGCCUGGAAGCUGCAUCCUGGGCCCAGAUCCACCAGAAACUCCAGGACUACUAUCGUGGCACCCAGGAAAAGCUGGAAAGGGAGCGGGCACAGCUGCUAGUUCGAGCCACGAUGGCUGAGGCGCAACUUUCUGAGCUUCAGGAGUAUGUGGACCAGCACUUAGGCAGGUACAAACAGGAGAUCCUGAGGCUGAGGAAACUGGUGGGUUCAGGAGACCCCCAGAAAGUGGGGGCCGCACCUCCAGCCAAGCCUCAGCACCCAAGGACCCGCAGCCGCUAGCCAGUCAUCAGAUAAAGUUGGAGCAAAACUCUUCCCCGCC
Miniopterus natalensis is the source of this 1474-nucleotide messenger RNA. The record is from RefSeq and is a predicted model, not a curated record. Lineage: Eukaryota; Metazoa; Chordata; Mammalia; Chiroptera; Miniopteridae.